Monopterus albus (swamp eel) is the source of this 2137-nucleotide messenger RNA. RefSeq names its product trophoblast glycoprotein like (gene tpbgl). Gene Ontology annotation, biological process: negative regulation of canonical Wnt signaling pathway. Gene Ontology annotation, molecular function: protein binding. Lineage: Eukaryota; Metazoa; Chordata; Actinopteri; Synbranchiformes; Synbranchidae. The record is from RefSeq and is a predicted model, not a curated record. Gene Ontology annotation, cellular component: plasma membrane. The transcript has a single exon. Bases 278 to 1333 code for a protein of 351 amino acids.
CAAACAUACCACAAAGGGAACGCAGCUUUCCACGCACACUCGGCUGUUGUUCACCGUUGCGAUGCGUAAAUACUCCAAAGAAAACUCCUCUUUUCUCCAGACAGAGACACGAAGCAACCAGAUGACAGUGGAUAGACCGUUUUUUUCUACUGUGAUGGUUGAAAGUAAUCGAUCUCAGACAGAUUCGACUUUACAUGCCUGAGAGGACUGUAAUCGGCCGCCUUCCUUGCAAGACACAUCGGCACAUAACUGCUUUGAGAGUAAAAUUAGGGAGAAGAUGUGGAUAUUUAACAGUGCCAACAAUUCAAAGUAUCUAUUUUCUAAACGGAAUCGGCGGUGUUUGUAUUACGCAGCAGUGGUGUGUUUGUUGUUCUUUCCUGUCAGGACGGAUGAUGCUUGCCCGUCUUCCUGCAUCUGUGCCAGAGAGUCUGGCAAGGUGUCCUGUCGUGAUGGGGACGACACUGGAGUACCGGGAAACAUACCGGAGUGGACGUCCACCAUGAUACUCAGCGGGAGAAACAUCUCAACUUUACAGCGCGGUGCGUUCAUGACCAACGGCACGGAGUUGGAAAUGAUGAUACUCUCGCUGUCCUAUAACGGGAUACAGACUAUUGAAGCUUACGCCUUCCUGGGGCUCCCCCGAUUGCAUCAGUUGGAUUUGAGUCACAAUCAACUGGAGUCUAUCUCAGACCGGGCUUUCCACGGAUUACCAGAGCUGCGCUCUCUUUACCUAAAUUGCUCCAUUUUUCCUCAGGCUACAGCGCAGCUCGCAAAUGCGCUCAGCACACAAAGUUUGCGCAACCUCCACAGACUAGAGUUGGCAGGAAACAGACUGAAAUCUAUACCCCUGACGAGAUUAGAUAUCUAUAAUCUCCACACGUUAGUACUGACAAAUAACUCAAUAGAGACAAUCGGUAUGGGAAACGUAACCAAUUUAUACAAGCAAAGGCGAUUACGCCUUUACUUGUCUUUAAACCCGUUUCGGUGCAACUGUGAACUGGGUACAUUUUACUACUGGUUGAAAAACUCAUCCCAGUGCCCGGAUGCGGGGCGUCUCCUGUGCAGUGAGCCGGAGGCCAAGAGGGGAGAUCCCGUGGAGAACCUCCAAGUAGAGGAUUGUACGAAGGAGAACCUUGAGGCGGUUUCAUAUGUGCUCCUCGGUAUAGUGUUGGCUCUGAUCGGGGUGGUGUUUUUAAUGGUGCUGUAUCUUAACCGGAGAGGCAUCAAACGGUGGCUCAACAACAUCAGAGAGGCGUGCAGAGACCAGAUGGAGGUCUACCAUUACCGCUACGAGCAGGACUCAGACCCGAGGCUGGCCAACGUAGCUGUUUAAACUACUGAAACAUCAGCCCAUAGCUGCACAGUGAGAAGACAGGUGCGGCAAAGUAUUUUAUCAAGGAGACUGGGAAGAUUCCCUGGCAGCGUCCUGUCACUAUUAAAACCAGUUUCAUCAUAGUCAACAUCUGGCCUAUAAAGUUAGUGGAGCCCCUCUUACCCAGAGAUAUACACAGAGCCAAAGACAGUUAAAUGACUAAAAUACACAAUUAAAUGUUCAUUUUGCACAACAGCAUACUUAAGCUUCUAAACAAUAUUGUACAUAGCCUACAGUAAGUAUUUCCUCAAGAGAGGGAUACUUUUCAGCAUCAUCUUAGGUUAGGUAAUCUGCAUCUGCUUGUCAGACAUAGCAUUAUUUAUCUUAGUAAUCAAGAGAGAAAUAUACAGCCUGAAAUGCUGAAAUGAAACAACAAAUUAAUCCUAUAACUAAAAACGUUGGCCUUUUCAAACUUUUUAAAAGUCUACAUUCAGGAACAACUAUUUCUGCAUAUACUCUACUGAAGGGUGACCACUGCAAAAGAAUGAGAGGAAAGUGAAAGAAAGGCAAGAUAGUGCAAGUUAGCAAGGAAGCUGACAUGUUCAUUGGAGUGCCAUGUUUGUGCAAGCAGGUGAUGCUGGAGUCAUAUUUCAUUAUAAACCACAUGGGAUACGUUUCCAAUUUAUAUUUAUGAACAGUCUCUAAAAAUAACAUGUAUCAUUUGACAUCAGGUUAGUUUAUCAGCAAAGGGGCAAAAGAGGACAGAAAAAAAUCUAACGAUGCAUGUGAUUGUUGUAAGCACAGAAAACCAACUAACACAUAAAU